AUGGAUCAGAGCUACAAAGCUCGCAAGGAGGCCUUCGUGUCUAACCUUGCCGGCAGCACAAUACUCGAAAUCAACGCAGUUACCCUAGUCGCUUCAACAGCUGUCAUCCUUUGGUCCGCUCUCCAAUCCAGGCUGUCAUUCUUCACACCAUACGGACCUGCAGCAAUCGCGACCGACUUCAUUCUCAAUGUUUUAGCCAUACUGUUCGCAACGACCGCAUACUCCUCCGCACCCCUCCUCCUCAACAUCUUUCUUGUUUCCCCCGCCGUCCUACUAUUCCUUACUCGGCACAGCCAGCGCCCUCCCCAGAAAGCCAAACCACCCCGCAAAUCCAAGGCCAAAAAUGAUAGCUCCCAGGAGGGCCAGUCGGCCUUGCCUAUCCACCCAUUCUUGACGACGUAUCGUGCUGCCAUGAUGAUCGUUACCUGUGUAGCAAUUCUGGCUGUCGACUUCCGCGCGUUCCCACGCCGUUUUGCCAAGGUGGAGAACUGGGGAACGUCUCUCAUGGACCUAGGCGUGGGCUCCUUCGUGUUCUCCGCGGGUGUGGUGUCUGCACGCGCGGUUCUGAAGGGUCGGGAGUCGAAGACCCCGAAGGCGGCCCUGCAUAGGAGAUUGAUUGGCUCUGCUCGGCACUCCAUUCCUCUGCUUGUGCUGGGCCUCAUUCGACUUUGGAGUGUCAAGGGAUUGGAUUACGCGGAGCAUGUCACUGAGUAUGGCGUGCAUUGGAACUUCUUCUUCACACUUGGCUUCUUGCCUCCUUUUGUAGAGAUUUUCGAUUCCUUGACUACAUUGAUCCCCUCAUACGAGGCACUUGCGCUUCUGACUGCGGCUCUUUACCAAGUCGCCUUGGAGUCCACUGAUCUCAAGGGCUACAUUCUUGUGUCUCCUCGCGGGCCGGAUCUUCUAUCCAAGAACCGCGAGGGUAUAUUUUCAUUCAUUGGAUAUCUUGCAAUCUUCCUCGCCGGGCGGGGUGUUGGAAUUCGCAUUAUUCCUCGUGGUACUUCGGCUACAAAAUCACCACAACAAGCGCGCAAGUCUGUCCUGACAAGCUUGAUCCUGCAGGGAAUGUUCUGGUCGACCAUGUUCUUCUUCAAUUCCACCUACGCAUUUGGUCAUGGAGCCAACAUUCCUGUAUCACGUCGACUAGCCAACAUGCCGUAUGUGCUGUGGGUUUCGGCUUUUAAUAGCGUGCAGCUUUUCCUUUUCUGCUUGACUGAGACUGUCUUCUUCCCGAUGGUUCACCGCGCAACUACCAAGGAAGGCGAGGGGGAGCAAACAACCUUUGCGACCAGUCGGAUCCUGCACGCCUUCAACCGCGGAGGCCUUGCGCUGUUCCUCAUUGCGAACCUCCUCACCGGAGCAGUAAACUUGAGCAUUCCCACAUUGGACCUGAAUACGCCGCAGGCCAUGGGCAUUUUGGUUCUCUAUGCAGCAGUGCUCACUGCUGCUGCUUUGGGAAUGGACAAGUACAACAUCAAGUUGAGCUUGUAA
Penicillium soppii is the source of this 1491-nucleotide messenger RNA. It is a transcript of the gene gwt1, whose product is annotated as putative GPI anchor biosynthesis protein Gwt1. Gene Ontology annotation, molecular function: glucosaminyl-phosphatidylinositol O-acyltransferase activity. Bases 1 to 1491 code for a protein of 496 amino acids. Gene Ontology annotation, biological process: GPI anchor biosynthetic process; protein localization to plasma membrane. Gene Ontology annotation, cellular component: endoplasmic reticulum; membrane. The record is from RefSeq and is a predicted model, not a curated record. Lineage: Eukaryota; Fungi; Ascomycota; Eurotiomycetes; Eurotiales; Aspergillaceae. The transcript has 2 exons.